Arctia plantaginis is the source of this 1017-nucleotide messenger RNA. Lineage: Eukaryota; Metazoa; Arthropoda; Insecta; Lepidoptera; Erebidae. The record is from the annotation of a GenBank genome assembly.
AUGUUCAUUUUAAAAUGUGUUGUGUUAAUAUUACAUUUUACUUUUCUGGAAAGUGUCAAGUUCAGAUGCGACUACAGGUACACUGAUAUCGGAUGGUUCAAGUACCACGAAAUACCAGCGACUUGGGACGAAGCCCGUUUACGAUGUCAUCUUGAAGGCGGUACACUAGCUUCUCCUACUACACCUAAAAUGAAAUCUUUAAUGUUGGAGUCAUUUUGCAAGACUGAAAUCUUUACUGGAAUUGCUGCUAUAUUCUCGAAAGGAGACUAUUUUACAAUCGCUGGUAUACCUUUGGCUGAAAUUUCUCAUGAAUGGGCUCCAUAUGAACCAGAUAAUAAAAAUAAUGCCGAAAACUGUAUAACUUUAAAUUCUGAUGGCAAAUUAUCUGAUGUAAGAUGUGAUGAACCUCGACCAUAUAUAUGCUACAGGGAGCAUUCGAACGUUGAUGUCAACGUUUGUGGUACUCCAGAUCCAGAUUACCAUUUUGAGACUCAAACAAACAAAUGCUAUAAAUUUCAUACAAAAGCGAAAAAUUUUGAACGUGCCCACAUGAUCUGUUCUGCUGAAGGCGCUCACCUUGCUAUCAUAAACAGCGAAGAAGAAGCGAAAAUCAUUACUCAAAUUUUCGCCAAAUAUCCCAAAGCAAACAUAGUCGGUAGUAUUUAUCAAGAUAUUGCCAUAAUCGGAUUUAACUACUGGGGCUUAAACUCAGAAUGGACAACUAUUCAUGGUGAAUCAAUUCAGAAGGCUGGGUAUGCAAAAUUUUCUCCAGGACAACCAGACAACUUUAAAAAUCGUGAAUAUUGUGGAACAGUGUACCGGACAGGGCUGCUAAACGAUGGAGAUUGUGAGGUCAAUUAUGCAUUCUUUUGUGAAAAAGCUCCCAACUAUCCUCCUGUUUGUGAUAAUGUUAGUAACACAAAUCACUCCCGAUUCUGCGAAAAUGAUAUCCAAGAUCAUGAAAAACAACUUGGCUCUACAUCCCGUAACAUUAUCUACCCGGGGCCCGUGUAUUAG